Molecule: messenger RNA, 2704 nt
Organism: Hyaena hyaena (striped hyena)
Lineage: Eukaryota; Metazoa; Chordata; Mammalia; Carnivora; Hyaenidae
Gene: CGAS
Product: cyclic GMP-AMP synthase
Exons: 5
Coding region: 206-1747 (513 amino acids)
Biological process (GO): positive regulation of type I interferon production; cellular response to exogenous dsRNA; paracrine signaling
Cellular component (GO): site of double-strand break; cytosol; nucleus
Molecular function (GO): double-stranded DNA binding; chromatin binding; 2',3'-cyclic GMP-AMP synthase activity
Source: RefSeq, a predicted model, not a curated record
GAAAGUUAGCAUCUCUCUCAGCACGGCGGGCGGGGCGUAGGUCCCCUAGAACUCCCAGCGUUCACCCUGGGUGCGUGCUCCCCGCCCUUUUCCCUGCCUUCCCGCCAGAUAUUUAAGUUUCAUUUCUCGCUCUGCCGGCUUCUCCUUCCUCGGCCUUUUCGCGAAGCCGACGCUCCCUGCUUUCGCCGAGUAGAGAGCGCCAGCCAUGGAUCCCCGGCGCGGAAAGGCCCCUCGGACAGCUUCAAAGGCCAGGGCGGCUACCUCCAAGGCUUCGGCUCAGGGAGUUAAGGGCCCCCGGCAGGAGCCCAGCGAAUCUUCGUCCGCCACUGGGGCUGCCCGGCCCAACGCACGGAAGCGCGGCGGCGUCGGGGCCUCAGGAUCCCUGCGGAACGGCACUCCGGGCUCCCCGGAGAGACUGCAGGUCCGCGCGCGGGGCGCCCGCGCCAGAAAGGCGCCUCUGGACGCCGAGGACGCGGUGGAGGGGCAGGCGGUUGCGGCGCCGAAGCUGGAGUCUCCGGCGGCGGGGCCGUCCCUCCCCAGGGCUAGUUCUCGCCGGAGGAGCGGCGCGCGCGCCGCCGGGGAGCGAAGACCCCCGCCAGAGCCCACGGAGGGCCCCGGCCUUGGCCCGCUGGUUUCAGCCCCGGGGGCGGCACCCGGCGCCUGGAAUCCCCGAGCGGUGCUAGAAAAAUUGAGGCUGAGGCGCCAGGAAAUCUCAUUGGCGGCGGACACUGUGAACGGGGUGGUGGACCGCCUGCUGCGAAGCUUGAAGCGCGGUGAUUCCGAGUUCAAAGAUGUCGCGCUGCUGCGCACCGGAAGCUACUAUGAGCAUGUGAAGGUUUCUGCUCCUAAUGAAUUUGAUAUUAUGUUCAAACUGGGGGUCCCCAGAAUUCAGCUAGAAGAGUAUCGCAACAGUGGUGCAUAUUACUUUGUGAAGUUCAAAAGAAAUCCUAAAGGAAAUCCUCUGAGUCCGUUUUUAGAAGGGGAAAUAUUAUCAGCUUCUAAGAUGCUGUGCAAGUUUAGGAAAAUCAUUAAGAAAGAAAUUGAAGACAUUGAAGAUGUCAUUGUCGAGAAGAAGAAGAAAGGGAGCCCUGCCAUAACGCUUCUUUUUAGAAAACCUAAAGAAAUAUCUGUGGAUAUAAUCCUGGCUUUGGAAGUAAACACCAGCUGGCCUGCUAGUACCAAGGAAGGCCUGCCUAUCGAGCACUGGCUUGGAACAAAAGUUAGAACCCGUCUAAGACAGCAGCCAUUUUACCUGGUACCCAAGAAUGCAAAGGAAGGAAAUGGCUUUCAAGAAGAAACAUGGCGACUAUCCUUCUCUCAUAUUGAAAAGGACAUUUUGAAAAGUCAUGGACAAUCUAAAACCUGCUGUGAAAUUAAUGGAGUGAAAUGUUGCAGGAAAGAUUGUCUAAAACUAAUGAAAUAUCUUUUAGAACAAUUGAAAAUAAAGUUUGAAAAACGAAAGGAACUGGAAGAAUUCUGCUCUUACCAUGUGAAAACCGCCUUCUUUCAUGUAUGUACUCAGGAGUCACAAGACAGUCACUGGCACACCAGAGACCUGGAGCUCUGCUUUGAUGACUGUGUGACAUACUUUCUUCAGUGCCUCAAGAUAGAACAUCUCGAGCAUUACUUUAUUCCUGGAUUUAAUCUAUUCUCUCGGGACCAAAUAGACAAAAUAAGUAAAGAAUUUCUGUCACAGGAAAUUGAAUAUGAAAGGAACAAUGGAUUUCCAGUUUUUCAUAAAUGUUGAAAUUAUAUUUUUAAAAAGAAUCAAUUAGAGUUUAUAAUAUUGAAAGAAAUUUAUCACAUCAGUGAUUAUUUAAAAUGAAUAUAAAUCAUUUAAUCCUCUGUUGUCCUAAUGAAUUCUAAUCAGUAUAAACAGAUUGAUUAUCCUAGGAAAGAGAUUAGUCAGGGAAUAAGAAGCAGGAGUGUUUACAAUCUAAGAAAACUUUACCAGACUGGAAUGAAAAGGACAAAAUACAUAUCGCCUGAAUUAAAUUCAUCAAGCAUUUACUAACACCACUUCCCACCUAGCACAAAUGUGUGGAAGGUUGCAAGAGACAACAUUAGAAAUGAUCAUUGCUUCCAUUAAAAUGGUAAUUUGUUCAAUGUUCAAAUAUAUUUAGAAGCAAUGUCCUGUCACAUGCCAGAAUCAGUAAGAAGGAAAUGAAAAGAUAAGUUCUACAUCAUCUCUGCAUGUCCUAGGAAAUCUAUGUCAUAACAAAAUAUAGAAUAAUACACAGGUAAAUAUAAAACAUGCAACUUACUUUAAUUUUUAGUAACACUUUUAUAUGUAUUUCUGAAAAGGUAAUAAAUGCACAUGUCCAAUAGUCAGAGAAACAGGUACUUCCAAACCUGAUAUUUCCAAAUGUUACCCUUUGUCCUCUGUGCUCACACAGCAUUCAACUUAGAAGUAGCCACUGUUUGUUAACUUUUUCCUAUUUGUAUAUUUUGCACAUUUUCUACUGGCAAUUUUACUAUAUUCUCAAUUUUUGUACAAAUUCUUAUAGUUAGGAUACUUAGGCAUUGUUGGUUGUCUGUGUAACAAAUAACUUGUCCCCUUGUGUGGAGUGUCUUUAGCAUUUUUGGUGUCAUUUAGUAAACAAAGUUUUAAAAUUUUAAUGUAGUUGAAUGAAUCAGUCUUCUCCUUUAUAGUCAGUCUGUGCAUUUUAUAGAUCCCGUUUAACAACCUACUACAUUUGAACAU